CUUGAUUCUAUGUAUGAUGUAAGGGAUCGAUUGACGACAGAUCUUACGGAAAAACAGAGCAUGUUGAUGGAAGUCGUUGUCAGAGCCGAAGAUGCAAUCGUAAUCGAUGAUCUAGACCUCGUUCGUAAGUACUACACUCGACUGCGCAAUAUGGAUCGUAGUGUUCGACAAGCGUUCCAUCUUCGGGCCAACAAUCACGAAAGAUUCGUCGAAUCACUACGAAGGCUUCAUAAGAUUAUCGAACAAGCUGCCAAAUUACGAUGUAAGCACUGCUUUACGCUCACCUCAUUCCUCAACAAUCUCAAAGCAUUCUUGUAUGUUACGGUCGCCUAA
Molecule: messenger RNA, 333 nt
Organism: Haemonchus placei
Lineage: Eukaryota; Metazoa; Nematoda; Chromadorea; Rhabditida; Trichostrongylidae
Source: the annotation of a GenBank genome assembly